Messenger RNA from Cannabis sativa, 2764 nucleotides. RefSeq lists its product as uncharacterized. NCBI's taxonomy places the organism in Eukaryota, Viridiplantae, Streptophyta, Magnoliopsida, Rosales, Cannabaceae. Gene Ontology annotation, molecular function: RNA binding. The coding region runs from base 1172 to 2017 and encodes 281 amino acids. The record is from RefSeq and is a predicted model, not a curated record. The transcript has 6 exons.
AUUUAGAAGGUUGUGCCAGAAAGUUCUGGCCCACCAAACAUAACCACCAAUUCUGUAUUUUUACUUAUUCCUUUUCCGGUUAAGAAUACAGCUGCAGUUUUUUAUUUUUUAAUUUUGAACAGAGUUUAGAGAGAGAGAGUUCCAAGCCAAAGGUUAUAUGAUUUCAGAGCCCCCACCAAAUGCCAUAAACGGAGCUCAGGAAUAUUAAGACGAGGGCAUUAGAGAGAUUUUUUUAGUUAUUUAUUUUUUAUAUAAAAUGUAAGGUUGAAUACAGCGAAGCAGAUGUUUAUGCAUCAGACCCACCUCCCACAAAUGUAUAUAAUUGUAAAAAUUAUGUGUGUGUAUAUAGCAGAGCCAGAAAGAAAGUAGUGCUGAUUACAGCAAAGGGAAGAAAAAAAAAAUUAAAAAUAAUAAUAAUAAAAAGAAAGGUUGGUCUCUUCUCUCUUAGUCUUUGAGUUUUUAUUGGACAAGAUUGAGCCUACUAUUGUCGUCGUGGGUGCCCACUAGCAGCUUUUUUGUCUUCUCCUCUUUUUUUUUAUUUUCCUUUUCUCAUAAUAAUAUUAUCUGGUUUUUGGUUUAUUAUUAUUGAUAUUAGUUGUGUAUAUGAUAUUAUUAUUAUUAUUAUAAGGGUGAUGGUUUCUUUCUCUCUCCCUUUCUCUUUUUAUUCUCUUUCCACCCUUUAAACAGUAAUGAUUUUCUCGUUACGGGUAUCGUUGUUGAGGAAUCUGAGGAGGAGUUUUGGUUGUUGCUCUGGCUGUGAAAAAGUGGCAGUUGUAGCCUUAAAAAACAGCAACAACAACAACAACAACGAGAACAAGUUAUAGAGGACGAGAAAGCCAGAAGAACAAGAAUAUUAUUACUAUUAUUAUUAUUAUUAUCAACAGAACCAUCUCAAGCACACGAGUGUGUCAUUUUUUUUUUUGGCCUUUCAUUGAUGUGAUUUUUGAAAGAAGCGAAAGGAGAAAAAAUAUAUAUCACCCUCUUUCUUCUGGCUUUAUAUACCAAAAUUCUUUUCUUUUCUUCAUUUGGGUUCUGGGAUUUUUUUCUUUUCUUCUUUUUAACUGAUUUGUAUUCCGGGUUUGGGGUUUGGGGACAAAUUUUUUUAUUAUUUAUUUUUAUAUAUUUAUAGAUAGAAUUGAUCUUUUAUUUUAUUUUAUUUUGAAACUGUUCUAUGUCUCAACCAAGGCAAUUUCAGAUGGUUGGUAAUAACAAUCCGGGACAAUACAGUGACACAACUUUUACCAAAAUCUUUGUUGGAGGGUUGGCUUGGGAGACUCAAAGGGAGACUAUGAGAAGAUAUUUUGAACAGUUUGGAGAGAUCUUAGAAGCUGUUGUUAUUACAGAUAAAAAUACUGGAAGAUCCAAGGGCUAUGGCUUUGUUACAUUUAAGGAUCCAGAGGCAGCCAUAAGAGCAUGUCAAAACCCAUCUCCUGUGAUUGAUGGAAGAAGAGCCAAUUGUAAUCUUGCCUCUCUUGGUGCACAGAAAACUCGUCCACCAACUCCUCAACAUGGAGGAGCAGGAAGAUUUAGACCAAGCCCUGGAUUAGUGGCUCCACCAACCUAUCAAGGCUCAACAUCAACAUACUUUCACCAACCCACUGCUCAAUAUUCAUUUCCUUAUUCAGCUUAUGGUUACACCGGUUAUUCACAAGACUCCAUGUAUCCCAUGAACUAUUAUGGUGUGUAUGGAGGUCAACAAUAUCCACCUUAUGUAGCAACCUCUGGGGGUUCCGGGGCAGCUGCUGCCAUGUACCAUAAUUUCUACCCUUUAUAUGCUCAAUAUGCACAGAGUGACCAAGCUCAUCACCAUGGUUUCAAUGUCCAAUACCCCCAAAUGGUACAAUACCCUUAUUUGCCUCAGCAUUAUGGCUCCCCAGGGAUUCUUUCACUUCCUUCCUCAGUGCCACCACCAGUGACUUCAACCACAACUACACCAGGAACAACAGGAGUGACAGUAACAGGAACAGUUGUUUCACAAGCCUCUGCAACAGCUUCCGAACAGAACUCAUCAACUUAAAAACUUUGGCUGAAGAGAAAAAAGGAAAAGAAAAACAUUAUUGUCUUCUUACAAGGCUAACAUGGAUAGAGUCAAAAGGCUCAUGAAAGAUCAGCAAACAGAAAAGAAAAAAGAAAAAGAAAAGAAAAUAUAUAUACUGAUUACUGGAAAAGGAUUCUUGGUGAUCAGCUAGCAUAUAUAACAAGAGAAAGGAAUGCCAAGUCUCUCAUAAUUGGAUACUUUCAUUCAUGGAACAUGCAUUUGGGGAUUACUUACAAAAGCUUUUCUCAGCUACUAACACAUGUUUGCUUUUUUAGAACAGUAGGAAAGUCUUUCUUUUUUUUUUUUUUUGUUAUCAUCAUCCUUAAGUAGUUUUUAGCAUUAGAAGGAUAAGAAUCAUAUUCAUUUUACAAUUUUAUGCAUUGGCAUAAGGUAGAAGCUGAAUAUUGGCUUUGGAUUCUACCUUGCAUACUGAUAACUAGAUAAUUAUUAUUAUCAUUUUAUAUUAUUAUUAUCAUAUGUCUUGGAAGCAUAAAGCAUCCGAGGUCAUAUACCCUUUGUUUAUAUUGGUAAGAAUUCAAGGUUCAAAAGAUUGUUUUUAUAUCUUUGAACCAUUAUUCCUUGUUGGUCAACAAGAGAAGAAAAAAAGAAAAAAGUGGCAAAGCUUGGACAGCUUUGGCCAGUAACUUGUAAUUUUUUUGUUGGUUAAUUGUUUAUGAUUAAUUGAUAAGUCUUUUAGAUAGGAUUUUAGUAAGAAGAUUUUAUAUA